AUGGGAAGAUCCCCUUGUUGUGAUAAGGCCAAUGUGAAGAAGGGCCCUUGGUCCCCUGAGGAGGAUGCCAAGCUCAAGGCUUACAUUCACAACCAUGGCACUGGUGGCAAUUGGAUCUCCCUCCCUCAAAAAGCUGGUUUGAAGAGAUGUGGAAAGAGUUGUAGGUUGAGAUGGCUUAACUAUUUGAGGCCCAACAUUAAGCAUGGAGGCUUCACUGAGGAAGAAGAUAGAAUAAUUUGUACCCUAUAUUCCACUAUUGGAAGCAGGUGGUCGAUAAUUGCUACUCAGUUACCGGGGAGAACGGAUAACGAUAUCAAGAAUCAUUGGAAUAGCAAAUUGAAGAAGAAACUUAUAGGAAUGGAGAAAAACCCUCAAAUCAUCCCUCCUACUACAAUGCCAUAUUCUUCUCAUCAUAAUGAUCAUCAAGUUUCAUCAUUUCCAGCUCAACCACUCAGUUCAAUCCCAUCAAAUUGGUCAAACGACAACGACAACGACAACAACAUCGACAACAUUAGCCCUUGUCUUGUCCCAACACAAGAAUCCAACAUGAACAGCUUAUUGAGCUCCUUGAUGUUUCAGCAUAAUCAAACCCUAGAUGCAAGAAGCUGCACUCAAAUCAACAACACUUCAAGAAUCAUGAUGAUGGGGUUUCAGAAUCAAACCCAUAAUUACAAUUAUUAUUAUGAUGCUAUGAAUGAUGAAGAACAUAACAACAUAUGCUUCAAUGGAGGAGGAGGAGGAGGAGGAGGAGAUGAUCAUGUUCAUAGCACCACCAGCUUGUUCCAAUGCAUGGAGGGAAAGUUCAUGAAGUUCUAG
Messenger RNA from Cucurbita pepo subsp. pepo (vegetable marrow), 816 nucleotides. The record is from RefSeq and is a predicted model, not a curated record. Lineage: Eukaryota; Viridiplantae; Streptophyta; Magnoliopsida; Cucurbitales; Cucurbitaceae.